Messenger RNA from Kwoniella botswanensis, 1203 nucleotides. RefSeq lists its product as uncharacterized. The record is from RefSeq and is a predicted model, not a curated record. The transcript has 5 exons. The coding region runs from base 1 to 1203 and encodes 400 amino acids. Gene Ontology annotation, biological process: ribosomal large subunit biogenesis. NCBI's taxonomy places the organism in Eukaryota, Fungi, Basidiomycota, Tremellomycetes, Tremellales, Cryptococcaceae. Gene Ontology annotation, cellular component: preribosome, large subunit precursor.
AUGUUCACUUGCAUCUCAUGCAGGGUCGCCUUCGAGACUGCUGCCGAGCAGCGAUCCCAUUUCUCCACCGACUGGCACAGAUAUAACAUGAAACGUCGAGUGGCCAAUCUACCACCUGUAGCAGCUGAAUCCUUCAACGAAAAAGUGCUGGAAAGGAGAGAGCAGAACGCAGUGAGAACGGAUCCGAGGAGUCUUUCCUGUGCUUCUUGCAAGGAAGCACAGCAGUCUGUCUCGCAUGCUAACUCGAACUCUCACGCAGAUCAAAUCACCUCUCAGAACUCGUCUCAGCCCGCGCCACAUCCUAUCAAAGUCACACACACAGCUACUGAUACGGAUAGCGAGGACGAUAGCGAGGAGGAAGAGGAUGGCGAUUUCUCCGCUCGAAUAGCCAAGGCUCGUAGGCGAAUCCAGCCCACCGACUGUCUCUUCUGUCCCGCGAAUCACAACUCGAUCGACGAUAACACAAAGCAUAUGGCUAAGUCUCACAGCUUCUUCAUUCCAGAUCAGGACAUCUUAUUGGACCUUCCUGGUCUUUUAUCAUAUCUAGGUGAAAAAGUAGCAGUAGGCAAUCUCUGUCUGUACUGCCCUAACGGUGGACGCGAGUUUGGUAGUUUAGAGGCUGUCAGGAAACAUAUGAUAGAUAAAGCUCAUUGCAAGUUGGCGUACGAGAUGGAGGAAGAUAGGGCGGAGCUGGCGGACUUCUACGAUUUUGCGGGACCGGAUGAAAUGGCAGAAUCCGAUUGGGAGGAUAUGGAGGACAGCAUGUCAGACGUAAUGCAAGAGGACGCAAUGCCAGACAAGAUAAAACAGCAACGUCAGAUAUCUCUUGCUCCCGAUGGGCUGUCACUCAUGUUGCCAUCUGGCCGUACUUUGGGUCAUCGAUCUUUGAAAGUUUACUAUUCGCAGCGACUUCGACCAUUCAUUCAUCACAAUACUUCCACCUCUGCCGUUAGUGCAGCAAAGGUCGCUCUUGUUCGUCAGCGAUUGGCAGAUCCGUCACUCGCGUUGGUUCCGGUUGCCGGAGGCCAUGGUGCUUUCGGUCGUGGCCAAGAGCUGAUGAAAGCUCGUAAUGCGGGUGAAGCCAAAUGGGCUAAACGUCAAGGCCGAUCUUUCAAGGAUCAACGGCUGAAAGAGCAGUUCAAGACCAAAGUAGGUUAUGUACACAACAAUCAAAAACAUUUCAGAGACCCUUUGUUACAAUAA